CGAAGAUUUUAAAAAAUCAUUGUUUGAAGUUUGCAAAAAUUUAAAUUUUAAAAAUAAUUUUUCAAAUUAAUUCAGUUUUUUAAAAAAAAAUUUGACAAUAAUUUCAAGUUUAAUUAAGAAAAAAACAAAAAUUGAAAUUUAAAUAUUUGUGAAUUGUUUUUUGAAUUUUUGUAAAGUUUGAAAAUUCUGAAAAAAGUAAAAAGUUUGAAAAAAAUAAAUUAAUUUUUUGAAGUUUUAAAAAAUCCUUCUAGACUGAAAAAAAAUCAAAAAAGGACUCAGAAUGAAAAUACUCAUAGCAUUAUCACUCGCAUUCUGUGCUGUCAAUGGAUUUAGUUUCUUUAAUGCACAUGCAGACCCCAUUGAGAUUGCACCAUUCAACAGUUGUGCUGGAAUUGCCGAUGGAACUCGACUUCGAAUCGAGAGUAACUGCAAUGCAUUCACACUUUGUGACUCUGGAUACGGACUUAACUUAACAUGUAGAUUAUCAGAACCGGACUUCGAUUGGUGUACUGGAAAAUGUGUUAAUGACAAGUCAGUUUGUACACAAACGUCCUGCUCAACGGAUACAACCACAACAACGGUUGCUGGGGACACGACAACAACCACGUCAACGACCACAACUGCAUCAACGACCACUUCUACAACGCCAGCAGCAGUAACAACAACAACAACAACAUCAAAAACAACCACUCCAUUCAAUAUCCCAACAGUUCCAACUGUAUGCAGUCCUGUAUGUGAUACAUCCUUAUGUGUAGCACCUGGUUGUCCUGAACAAAUGGUCUGCAAAAUUGGAAAUGUUUGUGAAUGUGACUCAACCAUAAUGUGUCCAACGGAUUUAGACACAUGUUCAUUACCCGAAAAUUGCGGAUGUGCAUCAAAUUGUGAGUGCUCUGAUCCAGACACUAAUCUUUUAUGCACAUGCAUUGAAAAAGACACAUCAGUCUGCACAUUCGACAGAGAAACACAAUGCGUUGAAAAGUGUGGAUGCGAUUACAGAUGCGACAGUUCCGUUUGUACCGAAAGUACAACAAAUCCUGGAUCUUACUUAUGUACUGGAUGUAAUGAAGAAAAAUCAUGUCCAUUUAAGAAGGAAGAAUGCCUUGCUAAAUGCGGCUGUACAAAGAAUUGCGAUUGUGAUCUUACUGGAAGUACUUGCAACUGUUUUUCAACAUGUCAAUGUCCUACAACACCGCCACCAGAUGUCUGUCCAUUUGUCCCAGCUGAUUGUGUCACAAAAUGUGGUUGUGCUGAACGUUGUAACUGUAACGGACCUUUCUGUAUGUGUAAUGUUGAUGCAGUGUGUCCUGAAAUUUGAAAAACUUAAGCUUAACUUUUUAAGUUAAUUUAAAAAAAAGUUUAAAU
Molecule: messenger RNA, 1362 nt
Organism: Chironomus riparius
Lineage: Eukaryota; Metazoa; Arthropoda; Insecta; Diptera; Chironomidae
Source: the annotation of a GenBank genome assembly